CUUGUCUUUCCUCGCCCUCCACAUCCAUCCAUCAUCGAUCUAGCCUGCCCCGAUUUGGGAGCCAUGCAAACUUCCCGGCACCAUGCCCUUUCCCUUGCGCCCAGGAAAAGUCGGGACGAAGAUUGUCCUUGGUUGGGUUGGGGGCUGGCCAGCGCACGGCCCCACCACAGCCCCGCGUCACGCGUUUUUCAGCUCUGGUCCAGGGCGAUGGAAGGCGCGCCCUCGAGAUAACGACACACAUGGCGAGGGGUUAAACAGCACCCGUGCCAAAAGAAGCCAGAUGGCGCAUCUGCAUCAUUCCAGAUCCGCGAGCUCGUCGCCGCCGGGCGGACGCGACCCGCCGUCGGACACAACACCCUUGGAGCCACCCUACUAUGAAGUGGAACGCAAUCCACAUCACCAACGGGGCCUCGCUGGCGCAAAGCUUCUGUCUCGCCGGGCGGCCCUAUCCGCCAGAGACGCCGCGGACGAAGCCCAUCCCUUGGCUGGGCCUUUGCUGGCUGCAGAGUCGCUGGUGCACCGUCCCAAGAGCCGUCACGUGCCUGGUGUCGCGCAAAUGCCUGGCUCUUUCAACCUCGACCUUUCUGCCGAUGACCCGAUAUGGGCAGAGCUUGGCGUUCCCUGCCCCGGGUCAGAAGAUUCAUCAGACACUACCAUGGACGGCGACACGCCGCUAGACCCCUCGGGAUCGAUCGUCACCCUGCUAAAGGAAGUGAUCACUACCGCUGAUGAGCUGGCACAGCUGGCGAUUUCGCACCUCGAUGACAUCCAUAAUGAUGACCCAGACCCAACAUACCAGAAGACCCCCCGCUAUAUAAUGCAAAACGGAGUGAGGCUUUAUAUAACGCACGACGGGGUGACUCUCAACCGCGAACAGUCCAGGCUAGUUGAACUAGUGCUUGGCGGCCGAAAUGUCUUCUACACAGGGCCAGCGGGCUGCGGCAAGUCAGCUGUGCUAAAGACCUUUGUCGGAGAACUAGAAAUAAGACACAAAAUUGUCGAUAUCGUCGCCCCAACAGGUAUCGCUGCUCUGAAUGUGGGGGGGACCACGACGUGGAGCUACAUGGGUUGGAAACCUGACGACGACCGGAAACCACUCGACGAGCUAAAAGAAAUAACUGGAAGCGACAAUUACGCGAGGGAGCGGCUGCAGGGGACAGAGGUCUUAGUGAUAGACGAGAUCAGCAUGUUGGACAGCAACUUCUUCUAUCGCAUGAGCGAGGUUAUGAAGUCCGUACGCGAGUCCAGCGACCCAUUUGGCGGUGUGCAGGUAGUUGUCACUGGCGACUUCCUUCAGCUCCCCCCAGUUAAGCCAUUCAAGUACUGCAUGGAGUGCGGAAGGGACCUCCUAUGGCACAAGAAGCACGACGUGCUCACCUGCCCCAACGACUCGGACGACUCGGACGACAGCUCUCCGCCAUCAAACCAACCGCGCUGCCCGAAUCCUCGCGCCUACUCCCGGGCUGAUAAAUGGGCCUUUCGGAGCACCACAUGGGCGGAGUGCGAUUUCUCCUGCGUGCAAUUGAAGAAUGUGCACCGCCAGAGCGACCCCGGAUUUCUCAGUCUUCUUGCGAAAUGCAGGCUAGGGAGCCCUAUGAGCCAGGAAGAGGUGGAACUUUUGAAACGUAAUACCAGCUGCGCCGAGAACGCCGUGAAGCUCUCCUGCACAAACAAGGAGGUGGACGCCAUCAACAAGCGCGAGUACGACCGCCUAGACACAGAGCAGUUCAUGUACAGAUGUGUUGACGAUAUCGUCGGCCUCAACCCAAAAUCUCGGCGCCAUCAGCGCCUCCUCCAUCUGGAAAGGAAGGAAGUGAAGGCGGAGGACCUAGAACACGAAACUUUGUACGAGUUCCGGGAGCACAGAUAUGACAAAAAGCUCUUCCUAAGGGAAGGAAUGCGCGUCUGUCUCCUCGCCAACCUCGACAUCGAUGCGGGUCUGGUCAACGGCAGCCAAGGCGUCAUCUGCGGCUUCGAAAUAAUCACAGGCGAGAACACGGGAGCCAAGCGGCGCGAAUCCAAGAUCGACCGCUUUAUCGAAGGGCUGGAGAAGGAAUGGUGGCCCGUGGUCGAGUUCGAGAACAAGAUCAAGGGCGAGCCGAAGCUCAGGCGGACAAUCGUCGCGGACCGCACCAUCAUCGAGAGGGGCCCCCACAGCCGCCCAAGCGAGGUGCUCCUCAGCCGCACGCAGAUCCCUCUGAUGCCGGCGUGGGCCAUGACGGUUCACAAGGCCCAGGGCAUGACACUGGAAAACGUAAUCGUCAACAUGGAUAGGGUUUUCGAAGAGGGCCAGCUGUAUGUUGCGCUGUCCCGGGCCAGGUCGCUGGGGGGGCUCGUGGUCGAGGGCAACUCCGAAGCCCUGAGCACGGGGGCUUUCGCCAACAAGCAGGCGAGACAAUUUUACGAAAGGGAGUUUGGCAUUGGGAGUGGAGAGUGACGGCGCAUGCCUAAGCAUAUGUUCUUUCCUCCCGCCAUGCUGCGGUUCGGUCAUAUGUUGGAUGGGAUGGAAGAUUGACAGGACAUGUUUGUUGGAAACGGCGUUGUACAGGAUAUCAGUAUUAUGUUGUGAUGGUAGAUUAAGGCCGAUUAGUAGGGUGUUCCAGGGACUGUUAGGCUAGAGAUAUUCGCAACGGAAAGACAGAAUCUCAGCUCCACCUGGCGAACAGGUCCCGCCACAUCUCCUUAAACCCGUAGUGCGGCGACUUGGAGUCGUAGACCUUGGCCUUGCUCUCCCACUCCUCCCCGCCGAGCCUGGCCAGGACGCCCCUCUGGGAACCGCCCGAGCCGCCGUCCAGGAGCGGCCUUUGCAGGUGCCUCGCGCGCUCCCUG
Messenger RNA from Gaeumannomyces tritici R3-111a-1, 2829 nucleotides. RefSeq lists its product as hypothetical. The coding region runs from base 83 to 2437 and encodes 784 amino acids. The transcript has a single exon. Gene Ontology annotation, molecular function: DNA helicase activity. The record is from RefSeq and is a predicted model, not a curated record. NCBI's taxonomy places the organism in Eukaryota, Fungi, Ascomycota, Sordariomycetes, Magnaporthales, Magnaporthaceae. Gene Ontology annotation, biological process: telomere maintenance; DNA repair.